This is a messenger RNA of Macrobrachium nipponense, 2347 nucleotides long. RefSeq names its product coiled-coil domain-containing protein 186-like. Gene Ontology annotation, cellular component: trans-Golgi network. The coding region runs from base 5 to 2101 and encodes 698 amino acids. Gene Ontology annotation, molecular function: small GTPase binding. Lineage: Eukaryota; Metazoa; Arthropoda; Malacostraca; Decapoda; Palaemonidae. The transcript is spliced from 15 exons. The record is from RefSeq and is a predicted model, not a curated record. Gene Ontology annotation, biological process: vesicle cytoskeletal trafficking.
GAAAAUGAAGUUGAUCGUUUACAAGCGGAUAAUUCUCCUGAAAUAUAUAGAACUGCAGAUUGAACGACUCGAAAAAUCACUGGCACAGGCACAGGCUGAUAUCUGCAAUUGGCAAGCAAAAUUACAGCAAGCAGAAGAAAAUUACAUGACCGAAAACAUAAAGAUCCGCUCUGAAUUAACAACACGCCUCGAACGUAUGACUCAGCAAUAUGAGGCAGCAAACAAAGAUAAAGAAUCAAUGGUCAUCAAGUAUGCUACAUCAGAGAGAGAGGUAAUAGUUGCAAGAAAACAAAAGGAGGUUAUUGAGAAAAAACUCAAGGAUAUGGAAAAAGAGAGAGAGCAACUUCAAAAUAAGAACAAAAUGUUGGUGUCAGAAAGAGCCCGGUUGUGCCAGACUUUGGAUACAAAGGUACAAAAAAAUAAUUUCAACCAGAGAGAAAUAGAAAGGUUAAAAGAAGAGGUGAGCAGCAGAGAAGUCAAGAUUAAGUGGGCACAGACAAAACUGAAAUCUGAGAUGGAUGCUCAUAAGGAAACUCAGGGAAAAUUAGAUCGUGCACUAAUGAAAAUAACAAAACACGAAGAAGAACUCAAAUCCAUCAGGGAUGAGGCUGAAAAGCUAGUUCGAGAUACCAAAGAAAAUGAAAAUUCUAGGGCCAACGUACUAGAUAUGCAGCUCAAGGAAGAAAAGGCAAGAUUGAUCAUGGAGCGGAAAGCAAAUGAGGAUAAGGGAUCAGCGUUUCAUAAAAUUCAGUCAGAACUAGAGACCUUAAGAACAAAGCAUUCUGCUCUGGUAGAUGAAGCAAAUUCACUAAGAUCUAGGGUAACAAACUUUGAGGGGGAGCAAGAAGAGACUGAAAAGUUGUUUUCAAGCUUACGUUCGGAAGUGACUAGCACACGUCAGCAGGUUGCAGAUCUCAAUUUACAACUCUCCAACUCAUCUCAUUUACAGGAGCAGUUACAAGAGGAAAGAAAACAACUUGCCACAGCCAACCAAGAGGUUGAAAGAUUGCAAUCUCUUAACAAUGAAAUCGAAGGUGACCUUUUGUCAUGCCGUCAGAAAGAAGCUGAACUCUUGGCCUUCACCCAAAAGUUGACUGAUAAAAAUGUACAAAUUCAAAGUCAGUUCUCAGCUCUGCAGUCAAAGGCACAGUUAUUAGAAAUUGAACGUGAAGAAGUGAAAACAGAGCUGGAAGAAGUCAGGGCACAGAAGUCAAAGCUAAAAUCUGAUCUCACUAAGGAAAAUCAAAAUCAGAAUGCUCAGGUUGAGAGCCUUCGAAAUCAACUAGCUGAGAAAAUAGAAGAAACGAGGAAACUCACCAUAAAAAUUUCAGACUUGGAAAAUGAAAUUCAAGUUCUUAAAAGGAAACAUGCAAAUUCCUUGAAGGAUAUGAUGCGUGAGGUGCAGAAACUCAGGAGACGGUUAGAGCAGCAGGAUGAUUGUAGUAUUGGUGGAAAUGGCAGUAGCAGUGGUGGAGUACUUAGUGGUCGAUCAUCACAGUCAGCUACCCCUCAUGACUCAUUAUCCCAGGGCUCAAGAGCAUCGUCUAACACAUCUUUGAAUACUAUAGAAUACCAAAAUACAAAUGGAAGCAAUGUUCCUUCACAGGAUACUCUUCCUCCAUUAAAUGACCCUUUAAUAACACAGCAAGUCUUGGUAGAAAGAAUAAUCAAGCUUCAGAAAAAUGCUGCCAAGAAAGCCGAGAAAAUUGAGUUCCUAGAAGAACAUGUGAGUCAGUUGGUAGCCGAGUUAAAAAAGAAAUCGAGAAUUAUUCACCAUUACAUUAUGAAGGAGGAAGCUGGUGCAUUAUCCAACUCUGCAUCAGAUUCAUCAAAGCAUGCAAACACUAACAUUGGGAAGGCAAGGAGAAAGAGCCAGGCUGAAUUAAUUAAGCAUGGAGGAAUCAUGGCAUCUGUGUAUGGUUCCUCACCUCGUGAUGGCAACAUGACCCUAGACCUCUCCUUAGAAAUCAAUAGAAAACUUCAAGCAGUAUUAGAGGACACACUUUUGAAAAACAUCACAUUAAAAGAUAAUCUCAACACAUUAGGGGAUGAAAUUGCCAAGAUAACGCGCCAGAAUCAGCAAAGUGAUCCUCAGAAAUAGGAAGUUGGUAAUUACGUAUGUAACAAAUUGUUACUCAUCAUUUCAUGCUGUAGUGCAACUGAUCACUGCAUUACUAUACUUUUGCACAUUUGUCCUUUCUUCCUGUAUAGUUCUAAAAUAGGAGACAGUUUUGCAACUUAUAUUUUUAUAUUAAUGUAAUACUGUAGUGAUGUAAUACAUCACAUUUAAUGUAAAAAGUUACAUAUACUGUGAAGUAUAAUGUAUAUGCCUUGUAGAUAGAUAUUU